This is a messenger RNA of Cydia amplana, 1278 nucleotides long. RefSeq names its product prostaglandin E2 receptor EP2 subtype. Gene Ontology annotation, cellular component: plasma membrane. The transcript is spliced from 6 exons. Gene Ontology annotation, biological process: adenylate cyclase-activating G protein-coupled receptor signaling pathway; positive regulation of cytosolic calcium ion concentration; inflammatory response. Bases 31 to 1230 code for a protein of 399 amino acids. Gene Ontology annotation, molecular function: G protein-coupled receptor activity. The record is from RefSeq and is a predicted model, not a curated record. NCBI's taxonomy places the organism in Eukaryota, Metazoa, Arthropoda, Insecta, Lepidoptera, Tortricidae.
CAAACGUUCCUGACACGAAUUCUUACCAACAUGGAAAUAACGACGUUAUCGCCAGAGGACUUCACCGAGUAUAAUUUCCUCAACGAGUCUCUUCACUUCGUGAACGGCACAUCCAAGCCAUGCGCCACCCCACAUUUGGGGAAGAUAUUCAGUAUAAUCCUGAAGGUGGUGUACGUCAUCGGCAUCCUCGGGAAUGGAGUUGCGAUCAUGUGUCUGAGGAAGGGAGAGAAGAGAGUACGCAACAGGAAACAUCUGCUGCUGCUUACUUCUUUAGCCUCUAACGACAUCGUUGCCUUGGUGGGCAUGAUGGCAUCGAUGAUGGUAGCCGAGGCCAUGCCGUGGGUGAGCGCGACGCGCGCGUACUGCGCCAUACGUGUGGUUCUGCGCGUGUUCGGCAUCGGCAGCGUUUGUAUCGCCGUCACGAUGGCGUUGGAGCGGUACCUGGCGCUCACCAGGCCGUUUCUCUAUCAGAAGCAAGUGACAUACUACGUGAUCCGCACCGCUCUGCUCGCCGGAUGGUUCUGGGCGGCGGUGCUGACGUGCGCGCCGGUGCUGGGUCUCGGCCUGUACUACAACGAGAGCACCGGCUGCUGCAUGCGCUACCGCAUGGCUGUUGAGACAACUGACUUCGUCUACGCAUGGAUCUACGUCACGUUCGGUGCCCUGCUGUGCGUGAUUCUCGUAUACUGCAACUUGGCGGUUAUCCGCGCGCUAUACGAGAUAAGCGCGCCUCGCGGGGCUCCUGUGAUGCGCAGAGUCUCCAAGAGCAGCUGUCGGCAGAGAGCCGCCGUGCCCGCCUCUGAAGCCGGCCACCACAACCCUGCCACGGCUGAGGAAGUCGCCUUCAGCAGACUUAUGGCGACGCUGUCUGUAUUAUUUAUGAUCUGCUGGCUGCCACAAAUGAUAACGUCGUCCCUAUAUUUGUCCUUGAACUCGCGCUACUGGCCACGUCUGGCGCCACUGGGGGCCAUCUCAGACCUGCUCAUGCUGCUCAACUACGUGCUCGACCCCGUGCUCUACGUGCUGAUGCGCCGGUCGCGCCCUCGCUGCCUGCGAGCGCUGAGCCACGCUCUUGCGCAUUGUUUUAAACGGAACCACAAGACAUCGACGGAGUCGAUAAAGACAUCGUGCUGCCCGCAGGAGACAUUGCUGGUGAGCGAUAGCUCGGGCGCCGAGAUGAAGCCGCUGCGCGCGUUGCCGGCGCCCACUCCCGCGCACUUGCUGGACUGACCGUGGAGCGACCGCCCUCUCUAGACACGGUCUAGUCAGAGGGCUCGC